UGCAAAGUUCAAAUGUCGCGCUUGGAAAACGAGACAAGAAGGAGAGGUCGAAGGAAACAGCUCUUUGCGCUGGAAGGAAUCUCUUUUAGCGCCGAGCUGACAGAGGCAAAUUUAGGUCAAUUUGUAGUUAAUACUUUUAUAAAGUUCUCCAUUUAGAAACGUCUUUACAUUUUCUAAGGAGGCCCAAAAUAAAGAAAUGACGAAAUUUCCUUUUUAGAAGUGCAGCAUCUCUAAAUUGUGAAAUAUUUAUUCUAUACUGAAGAAAUUAUUUAGCUAGAACGGUAUGUAGUUAAGUAAGAGGCUAUUCUUUGCUUAUUUUCAUUUUCAAGUUUAGAAAAUCGUAAAUCUUGUCGAAGAUCGUAUCUAAUUUUCCACAGAAAAGUCGAAACUGAGGCCCAGUUUAGACGUCGUGCUUCCGCCGUGCCGAACUAAAUUCAGGAAUUAGGUUCGACAAAAGUACGGUAGAAGUACGGUGUUUGAAUCAAAUUUUUGAAUUAAGAUCGGCAAAGUUGUUUUUCCGCCGUGCCAUAGUCGCACCAAAUUGCAGUUAUGUUCGGCACGGCAGAAGCACGACGUCUGAACUGGGCCUUAACCGCCUCAACUUCCUUGUUCUACAAUACAUUCGGGCUAUUGCAAUUUCAAAUUCAUUAAGAGGAAUAUAUGCUGUUACCCUCGUUUUACGCAAGCUUAAAUUUUAAACCAAUCCCUUGUCAAUAUUAUAUAUUUGGAUAAUGGUUAACAACUUAAAAAAGUUUGAAUCGUUCAUGCUUAGCGUAAAUAAAAUGCUAGUCACUCCUAAACUACUUGCUGAGAGAUGGCACUUCACAAUUAACAAAACUUUAGGAUUAAAAAAAAUGUUAAUUAUGUUUUGCCUUUGUCUUUAUACACUUUACAUUUCCUUAAGAAUGUAUGAGCAGUCAAGGAGAACAGAAAAUAACAAUAUCGCGAAUUAUUGUUCUCCGCAUUAUAAUGAGAGUGAUGAUGCAUGUCGUUAUGAUUUUUUAGUUUACGUCUGGGAGGGAACAUGUUUUUAUUCUCGAUGGUAUCUAUAAAUGUCAAUGAAACCAGUCGGCAUUUUCUUCCACAGAUUCAAUGGAAACCUAAAGCCAUGUGAUCUUGAUCGUGAAUCACGAUCUUCAGACGUGGGAAUAUGGCGAAGAACGAGUAUGAAAAACUCAACUCUGAAGAGGACGCUAAAAAUGUGAACCCUGUUAUAAACGCCAACAUCUUCUCCCGCCUCACAAUAUGGUGGAUGAACAAAAUCUUCGUCACAGGAAACAAACGGCCGCUCGAGGAAGAAGAUUUAUUUCCACUCCUGGAGGAAGACAAAUCCGAAGUAUUAACAGAGAAAUUACAAACGGAAUGGGAAAAAGAAUUGAAUAAAAGACAUCACGGCAAGAGGCCGAGAUUUUGGAAGGCGCUGAUGCGGGUCUGCCCGUGGUAUGAAUAUUUCUCAAUUAUUGGUCUUGUGAUGACCGAUAUGGCAAAUAGAAUGACUUUGCCAGUGUUGCUGGGAUUUCUGAUUUCCUAUCUGAUGGGAAUACGGCAAUUGGACGUUAGCUUCAAAUAUAUUUUACCCACGUUUAUAUGCAUCACCUCUCUCGGAAGGAACCUCGCUCAACAUCAUUACCAAAACAGGUCGGCCUUGCUCGGAAUGAGAUUUAGGGCGGCAGCAACAGGAUUGCUUUAUAAAAAGGUACUGCGCAUGAGUCAAUCAAAGCUCGCAAAGAUAACAUCCGGUCAUGUGAUCAACUUGGUAUCCAAUGACAUCCAGCGGCUGGACUUGGCCACUCAGAACCUUUUUGCGUCAUUGCGAUCCCCGUUCGAUCUCGUGAUACUAGGAAUUCUCCUCUGGAUUUUGAUUGGAUGGCAGGCUGUCACAGGCCUGGCAUUCGCUCUCAUUCUCAUUCCCUACGAAGCUGAGAUGACAGGCUGGGUCGCUAAGCUUCGAAUGCAGGCGGCACGUGUUACGGACAAGAGGCUGGCAGUGAUGAAUGAGAUCGUCUCUGGAAUACGUGCGGUGAAGAUGUACGCUUGGGAAUGGCCGUACAGAGAUGUAGUGCGUAUGAUUAGGAGAUCUGAACUGUCCUUCCUGCGGAAAAUCUACAACAUUCUUUCAACGUUUGCUUCCCUGCAGCACACAUACGACAGUGUGAUCUGUUUGAUCGCCUUCAUAACACUCAUCUUCACUGGCAUACGUCUAACACCAUUCAAUGUGUUUACAAUGGUCGGACUAUUGUCGGAAAACAGGCGUUCUCUGGUGUACGGUCUGACGGAUGGCAUGCAGCUCAUUGCUGACUGUUUUGCGUCUCUUGAGAGAAUUGAGAGCUUUUUGCUGAUAGAAGAAUUGAAUGGAAAGGAAUUAAAUCAACAAGAAGACACGACGGGAAAUGAAAAUGGUGACGAAAAGGAGAAAGACAACAGCGAGACCGUCGAAAAACCCUUCUUGAAGGCGUCCAACAUAACUUGCCACUGGAAUGGUAAAAACGAAGCUCCAGUCCUAAGCGACGUGAGUAUCGAGGUGGCUGAAGGCAAGCUGCUGCUAGUGACGGGUCCUGUUGGUUGUGGCAAAUCGUCUCUUCUCUUAGCAUUACUCGAGGAACUUCCCCCAAGCACGGGAAAAGUAACGCGCAAUGGAAAAAUCGUUUACGUCCCUCAAACCGCCUGGGCUUACAGCGGAACGCUUCGUGAAAACAUUCUCUUUAACCAGGCGUUCGACCAGGAGAAAUAUGAUCGAACUAUCGAAGCUUGCGACUUAAAAAAAGACAUUGCUAUGUUACCUGAGGGCGACAAAACUCUUCUUGGAGAACGCGGUGCAAGCUUAAGUGGCGGUCAGCGUGCUCGCGUCAAUUUAGCACGCGCAGUGUACAGCGAUGCUGAUAUUUAUUUGCUGGAUGAUCCGCUAAGCGCUGUGGAUGCCAAAGUUGGCAAACACAUUUUUGAGAAUUGCAUCAAUGGGUUACUCAGCAACAAGGUGCGCGUUCUUGUGACGCAUCAGCUUCAGUACAUGAAGAGCGCGGACUACAUUGUGAUCCUGGACAAGGGGGGUGUUGUGAAGCAAGGCGCAUAUCAGCAGAUGAAAGAAUCUGGGAUGGACAUUGACUCACUGGAGAAAGAGUUCCAUCUCGGACAAGAGAAGUAUCAUGAAAUUGAAGGAGGCAAAAUGACUGUUACAACGGAUCAGGAAAACGUCAAGCGCAGAGAACGUCGAGAAAGCGAUUGCUCUCGUUUGUCCGCCGGAAAGGGUAUGACUACUUCUCAAGAGGACCGUAUUGUUGGCACCAUAUCUUCACGCCUCUACUGGGACUACUUCAGAUCGGGCCUGCAUGGAGUGCUCUUGUUAUUUCUGCUGUUGCUUUUCUUCAUUGCUCAAGCAUCGAUCAUUUCGCCCAAUCUGUGGCUUGUUCAUUUGACACGAUUGAAGUGGGUUGACCAAAAACACAAGUUAAACCUGAUUAUCUAUGGCAGCCUGGUGGGCGGAGCGCUCUUCCUUGCAGUCCUCCGGGGUCUCCUCUACUACUAUACCACACUCAGAUGCUCAGAAAACCUGCACGAUAAAAUGGUUCUGUCCAUUCUCCAGUCUCCAGUUUACUUUUUCGACACGAACCCAUCCGGAAGAAUACUUAACAGGUUCUCAAAGGAUAUUGGGAUCGUGGAUGAGUUCCUACCGCCGACCUCGCUGCUUUCCGUACAGUACAUACUGCAGACGCUGGCCUCUGUUUGCGUCACUUGCUCCACUAACUACUGGGCGAUUAUUGGUGUCAUUCCCAUGGUUACAGGUUUCUUUGCAAUUAACAGGUAUUAUCUGAAGACGUCUCGUGAAAUCAAGCGAAUGGAAGCUAUCAGUCAGAGCCCGGUGCUGGCUCACCUGGCGGACACACUCGAGGGAAUCAUCAUUAUAAGAACGUACCACAUGGAAGAAAAGUUUAUGGAAGCAUUUAACGAGGUACAAGACAGAAGAAGCCAGAUCUGGUUUCUUGUGCCUCACAGCGCCCGGUGGAUGGGAAUUCGUCUUGACUUUGUCUGUACCUUGUUUGUGGCUGUGGCAACAUUCACUGGAGUUUUCACAACAACUGACGCAGGUACACUUGGUCUAUCUCUAGUUUACGCCAUCAGUACUGUUGGCCAGCUGCAGUUUGCCAUGCGCCAGACAGCGGAUGUUGAAAACAUGAUGACUGCAGUAGAGCGAGUCAUAACCUACACAGAGCUCCCCAAGGAACCAACAUAUGACAUCAACAAGAAGGCCCCUCCAGAUUGGCCCCAGGAUGGAGGCCUUCGUUUUGAGGACCUCUCGCUAACUUACUACGAAGGAGGCCCACAAGUGCUCAACAACAUUUCGAUAAAUAUUAAUGCAAGAGAAAAAGUUGGCGUGGCUGGGCGAACGGGAGCCGGGAAGUCUUCUUUAGUGUCCGCCUUGUUUCGGAUGCCAGAACCAGCUGGGAAUAUUUACAUCGAUGGUUUAGCUCUAAGCGAAUUUAACGUUCAGAGCACAAGGCCCGUAAUCUCAGUCAUUACUCAAAACCCGACUCUGUUUAGCGGGCCGUUACGCAUCAACCUGGAUCCAUUCUCCCGCUUCACCGACGCGGAGGUCUGGGGCGUGCUAGAGCAAGUUCAAAUGAAAUCGAAAAUCCAGGAACUUCCGGGAGAGCUUUAUUUCGAGCUCUCCGAAUCAGGGAACAAUUUCGGUGUGGGAGAGAGGCAACUUCUCUGUUUAGCGAGGUCUUUGUUGAAUAAAAACAAGAUCAUUGUCAUGGAUGAAGCCACGGCUAACGUGGAUUUCAGCACCGAUAGGAGAAUCCAAGAGACAAUACGAAGCAAGUUUCAAGAUUGUACCGUUAUUACAAUAGCGCAUCGUUUGAACACGAUCAUAGACUAUGACAAAGUGUUAGUAAUGGACAAAGGAACAGUUGUAGAAUUUGAUAAACCUAGUGUCCUUCUACAAGAUAACGACGGGGUUCUAACAGAACUAUUUCGAAAUCAACAAGUAGCGUUAUCUUAGUUACAAUACCAACUAAUAGUUAAUACCUAAUUCGUUCUACGAGGGGCACCUGAAGGGAGUCAUUACGUCAUAGGCUUGAUUUGUUGAAGACAGUUACCACGACUUCCUUCAGGCGCGUCUCAUGAUGGAAACUGGUCAUUUCAUGUAAGUUUUUUUUGCCGCAAGUUUUCAAGGUUCCUUGAAAAAUACAAUCUACCAUAAGCAUCGUAGGAAGUGUUGCACCCCUUCGAAUUUCAUAAGGGUUGUUAGUUCACGAGAUUUUAGGAUUAAAAUGUUCAGUACAGAGAAGAAUUACUUAAAAGACUACAAUUAGAUCUCUCUUGAAGUACUAUUUAUGCGAUUUUCUGCUCCACAUAGCCAGAAAAAAUUAUUUCUCCAUCACUGUGAACAGUGGACACUAUUUUACAACUUAAAAAGGGCGAGCAUAUAAUUUUAAAUUUUUGCUAAUGAAUGAAGAAGUACAUAUAUCCGCUAAAUUAGACGAAAAACUUUAAAAAAUUCUCAGUAGGAACGAAACUUCAGUCUGUUGAUAAUUAGAAUCAGUAAUCAGAUCGGCCGUGGGCUGCGUAUUGACGGAUUUUUCAAGAAUUUCAAAAUUAUAGGGAUUAAGUUAAAAUAAACGAAUGGCUGAAAUGUUUUCAAAUUUUAAGUUCUCAUUCAAUAAAAUUCUGGUGUCUGAGUUGUUUUAUGGUGA
Molecule: messenger RNA, 5693 nt
Organism: Orbicella faveolata
Lineage: Eukaryota; Metazoa; Cnidaria; Anthozoa; Scleractinia; Merulinidae
Product: ATP-binding cassette sub-family C member 4-like
Biological process (GO): transmembrane transport
Cellular component (GO): membrane
Molecular function (GO): ABC-type transporter activity; ATP binding; ATP hydrolysis activity
Source: RefSeq, a predicted model, not a curated record